Messenger RNA from Pseudo-nitzschia multistriata, 2915 nucleotides. The record is from the annotation of a GenBank genome assembly. Lineage: Eukaryota; Bacillariophyta; Bacillariophyceae; Bacillariales; Bacillariaceae.
CCGACGAACACGUUCCCUUUUCGAGCUUCGUUCGUUGGAUGCAUUCCUCUAUGUAUCGCAAGAGAUCAGAGAGCCUUUCCGUCAGACGACAUCCUCCACGAUUUCCCUAAUCACAAAGGCGCGGGUGCAAUUCUCGAGAAAGAGAAAACGCAGCGGGUGCCGAAAAGAAAAACGAACAGCCGAGAGAAUCGUCCUUCGAACGUGAGCGAAUUGCUGGAUCCGUCAAUCGAUUGAUUGACUCACUUGCGAGGUUUUUUUCUUUUGAAAAGCACUCCACGGAUUUGCUGGAUUUGUUUUGGCAUACCAUAGAUUCUCCAUACGUUUGUCCACACGGUUCCGAACAGAACCAGUCCGCAAAUGUCCUUUUCGGAUCUUGGUCGACAGGCCAUUUCCGCGUUUUCGUCGCCACCGCCGGCGGCGAUCCGCGGCUCUUCCAGGCGCAGAAAAAGCGAGGGCAGCGACGUCGGCAGAUUCGACAAACACAAACACCACAAACCCCCCACGGCGAGCCGGAGGCAGAGCGACGGCGGUGCCGUUGUCGUGAGCCGCCAGAGGGACUGGAAAACCUCCAGGGGGGUUCGGCCACGAUUGGACCACCUGCAAUGCCCGGUCACCCAGAAAAACCUCCUGGGCCACGACCAAGGCAACGAUGCCUCUCUGGCAUCGACGUCCAUAUCCGCCACGAGCACGGCCACACACGACGACGACGACGACGAGUACUAUAGUUCCAACGAAACCGAGAGCGCGUCCAGCAUCGACCGCCACCGAAGGACAAUGGCACGGGAUAGCGAGCGCGAACGCAGCAGCCGGCGGCUGCCAAAUCACUACCGCCACGGCUCGGGCGAGAAGACGUCCUUGUCCUCCGGGGCCAAACAACCGAGGCAGUCGUCGUCUUCUUCUCUUUCCACCGAGAUUGCCCGGUUUCAGAAAAUGGUGGCCGACCUCGAAUCCGCCUCCCGGGCACCUGCCGUCGCGUCGUCGCCGGAAGCCAUGUGGAAGUCCCGGAUCCUGCUGCGAUCGGCAAGGGACGCGGAAGCCGAUCUCGAGAGGAAGCUCCUCGGCGACAAGGCGCAGCAGAACCAUCGCCCCGGGCAGCAACAGGCUCUUCCCCAGACGGUAGUGGCCGCCAGGAACAACAAGCUCGCACGGGACUUUCGGCGGGCCUCGCAGCAGUUUCGCUCGGUGUUGCAAGCGAUGGAACUCCAGCAGCGCGCCGAAGUCAGCGUGCUGACCUCCAGCGCCGCGGCCGCGGCGGGGGACCCCGAUGGGACGUCCACCGGCCCCACCGCCAAGGCCCAGAAGCUGGAGGAAGAUUUUUUCGAUCGGGCCAUGCGGGAGCGCAACGAGGAAGUCCAAAAGAUCUCCACGAGCAUGCGAAAGGUCAACGAGAUCUACCAGGACCUCGCGGGGCUGGUGGACGGCCAGCAAGAGCAGAUCGAUAAGCUCGAGGACCUCAACGAAGAGGUCAAGGCCGACACCAGGGCCGGGCUCGAGGAAAUCCAGCACGGCAUGUGGAAGCUGUGCGCGGCGGACCACACUUCAGUAUUCAACAGCAGCAGCAGCAACAACAAGGACAACGGCCGCCACCACUCGCUCAUCGACCUUUCGGACGAUGCACCGCUGGAGGAAGGCCCUCCCCCACCGCUCGAUCCCAGCGAUUUGCUGACCUGCAUGAUGUGUCACCACCACGGCGGAACCACUACCGCCUCGUCCCCAUCGCAACACGGGAAGAGCCGGUCUUUCGAUCCCGGCGCGUCGUCGUCGAGCGUUUGGAAGGCAUCUCUCCAAUUGCCAUCGAAUUUCGAGAGCGUCCAGGAAUCGGCACAGGACGCCUACCAGCGUGGCCACGCCAUGGUGGGGGGCAUCGUGGAGCAAGUCCACGAGGUGGUCGCCAACUCGAACCUGCCGUCCUCCCCGGUCGCCCUCCAGCUCCGGGAGGUCCGGAACCGCAUGUAUUGCACGCCGCAGCCGCAAGACUACAACAACGAUUACUAUUGUGACGACGACGACAACGACGAUGGAAUCGAGGAUGGAGACGGCAAGGGACACGAAGCCAAUCGCGAUUGGACUACCAGCGACGAUGGCCCCGAUGAAAACAAUAUUGGAAAGCAUUAUUUUCAGAUUGAAGAGACCAGCAACAGUCCCAGCAGAAGAAGAAGCGGAAACCCAGUUCGGGACGAGGAUUAUCCUCGUCACGAUCAGCAGCAACAAAAACAGCACCGACACGGUCGCCACUCGAAAACAAGGCACAGCAAGAGUUCAAAACAAGUAUCACCUGAAUUCCACAAAAGCAACCAAUACGACGAUUACGGCCAAGAAAGGCAGCGAAGGGAUCGGCGCAAGACCUCCUCUCGUUCCUCUCCAAGAGUUAGAUAGAAAAUACAAAAGAAACAGUUGGGGAUGAAAGGUUUUUUUCUCGAAUGACUUUGAGGAGCAUCAGGGUCACUUUUGGGUUGGAAGGCAUUCAUGUACAGCUACCAAAACAGAAUUGACCAGCUGAAAUGAUGAUGAUGGUGACGACGACGACCACGACGGCGGGGGCGGCGGCGACGAUGCGGAAUGAAGUAUAUUUUUAGUUUGGAAUGGAAUCUUGAGCUCUUGUAACAGUAAACAAGCGGCUAAAAAUGUAGAUAAUUUCAGUGAGUAAUAUAGAUAACGGUAUUUACAAUGGAGGUGUGAAACUAUGAAUUCGAAUCUUUUUGAAGUUUACGGGGAGCUGCCCGGACCUUUCCAGACMCAGUGGAAACGAUCAAUCAAUGGGCGGUUUGAAUUGCUACCAUCCAACAGCAGGAAUGAUGACCCUAGCAUCAUUUCGUCGGAACAAGAAUGAAAAAAAAAACAGAAAAGAGAGAAGUCAACCAUUGUUGGAAAAUUUUUUGGAACUCUGGAGCUCAUAAGAAAAGGUUGUAUCUGCA